AUGUGGCGUCAUCCUCGUGUGUUACACCCCUGUUCGUCCCUUGUGACACAGAAAGGGGUGGGGGGGGGAGGCCCCGCACAGGCCCUCUUACAAGGACGCCGUCACGUGGCGGACAAAAUCCUCGUGGGGAGUGGAGCCUCCCUCCUCACCGCCUGCUCCACUCUCGGGCUCUUUCACCUCCUCGUCGUCCCGCUCACGUCGGCAAUCGCGAUGGCGAGCCUGGCGACCGCGACCGCGACCGGGGCGCUCUGCGUGAUCGACGGCGGCAGCCAGGACGGGACGACCUUCGGCGCCAUCGUCGGCGCCUUCAUUGCCGGCCUCGGCGGGUUCUACGCGAAAUCACAAAAUGAACCCUGGAAAAAGUAA
Messenger RNA from Phytomonas sp. Hart1, 366 nucleotides. NCBI's taxonomy places the organism in Eukaryota, Euglenozoa, Kinetoplastea, Trypanosomatida, Trypanosomatidae. The record is from the annotation of a GenBank genome assembly.